Molecule: messenger RNA, 3294 nt
Organism: Pecten maximus
Lineage: Eukaryota; Metazoa; Mollusca; Bivalvia; Pectinida; Pectinidae
Exons: 19
Coding region: 129-2396 (755 amino acids)
Biological process (GO): protein localization to membrane; lysosome localization; melanocyte differentiation
Cellular component (GO): BLOC-2 complex; lysosomal membrane
Source: RefSeq, a predicted model, not a curated record
AUGACUUGCGGACGGAGGCGGAAAAGAAAUUGCAAAAUUGAAAUAACGUGACUUGCAACAAAGUAGGGAAUGUUUCGCCAGCGGAAUAUAUACACGUGUUAUAAAGAGAAUAACACACAAUAAAUUUGAUGAGUUUCAAGUUUUCUUCACGGCCACUGUCGACUAAUCUUCCUUUAUGUCGAUGGCAGCUAUAUGAGGACCUAGUGUGUGAUGCCAAGUCUGGCCCUGUUGACAGAGUGUGGUUAUCUCCUGGUCAUGUGUAUAUAACUGUCAAUGGAGGUACCCAUCUCUACACAUUUGAUACAAAGCCUACCAACAAAACACAUGAGGAGAACCGAGGAUGUUUGGACUUAACUGACCUUGACCAUCCUGUUCUAGAUAUUCUGGUAUCUUCAUCAAACUACAGUCUAGUCUAUGUGGUUCAAAGGAAUGGUCAUGUCCAAUGCUGGAAAUUCCGUGGUGACCUGACAUGGAUAUUGAUCAAGAGAUUUGACCUUUGUAAUGUGAAUAGGUCAGAGGUGACAAGUAUAUGUCUACACUCAGCACAAGAAACCCUUUACUGGUGUGAGCGACGGCCAGACUUUUCAGAUGUUGCUAACUACUCAAUAUGUAAACGACAUAUAAACAAUGAUGAAGAUAAGCUUAGUGCCAAAGAAUAUAACAGUACCCAGGUGGUCCUACAGAACUGUCCGUCAGCAUCUCUCUACCCUCUCUCAUUUGGUGUUUCCAUUGUCAUCAAGUUAAAACCACCCUUGGUUUCUAUGGUGAUACUAUGGCUGCCAAUAGCAAGCAAAGUUGUGAUAAAUGUAGGUCCCCACCAGGUGGAGCUGCCAGAGCUAGGAACACGACAACCAAUAGACUUCAGGAGCCUAGCUUUCAAGCUUAUUGGUUACACAGUACAAAUGAAACCAGAAAACAGAAUGACAGGUGUGACCUAUGACCCCCAAACAAUGGAGGUCACAGUGAUAGAAGGUCAGACAAAGGUCAAAACUAUCUCAGACACAAACUCAUGUCAGCUGCAAAAAUUCCAAAAGCUGCAUUUCAAAGAUGUGAAAGAAUCCGAUAGAGUGAUCAACUGGAUGAAGUUCCAAGGUUUCCUGGCUGCUGUUUAUAAAUCACAUCUGUUGUUGUUUGACCAGGACACCGGACAGUUGAUGGACACCCUAGACAGUCCUGAUAACCUAGAUAUUGUUGAUGUUUGUCAGUUAAGUCCAGGGACAAUGUGGAUGUCGUUUUUUACUACAAGUAACAUUUAUGUCAUCCAGAGAACUAAGGAACAUACUGAAGAUAAAAUAAAGGAUCUGUUGGCUGUCAACAAUUUCCAGACAAAGGCAGUUGAAUUGGGGUAUCUUGAGCAGCUGAAGACUCAGAACAGCGGUAUACCUGUGUAUGAUAGUAUCACCAAGCUUGGCAGGGCUUGGGAAACUGAGGGCAACCGACCUCCCAGUACUAAGCUAGCAGAAACAUUGAAUCCAUAUUUGAGGGAGUAUUGGAGUUUAGAGAAAUUCCAACAGGAAAUCCUUAAUGGAACAUUGGUGUUACCGAGCAUCUGUCCUGGUAACAUUGAGGAGGAGGUGCUACGAGUCCUAAGUCCUGAGACCAGUAUGUCUAUGUCUGGGAGACAGGCAUGGCUUCUCCUCCUGGCUAACAAGUACCCACAGGAGGUGCUCAACAUCCUCAUGGAACAACUUGACUUUGAUACAGAGGAUAUCAGCUCUGCCCAGUUACAGCGCUGGCAGUGUAUCCUGGCCAAGGACAGUGUUGUGAGCCCUGUCAGCACCAAAGUUGCUGUACCCAUGUUUGAGCACAUCUGUCGUCUGCUUUUCAUUGUCCAACCAUCCAGACUGGUAAACUUUGUGAAGAUUGCCCAACUCAUCAAUGACCAGCGUGUGGGAGUAUCAGCCUUCAUCCGGAGGAGACAAGCUCUUCAGUACUAUGAUCGUGCCCUCAUGUGUCUGCCUGAGCUGUCCAAGUCUCAAUGUGUCCAGGAUGCCACACCAGCCUACGUUAAGCUGCUACUGGCCAGUGAACAAGAUGGAUGUGAAGUAAAGGCAGUGCAGACAUACAUGGAGCAGGAAUGUUGGAGAGAUGCUGUCGAUCUCCUACCUACGUAUACAGACAACCCUGCUCUUCAUAUCAAGUUAUUCCAUGCCAUCCUCCUUUGUAUGACACAGAGGAAAGUGUUGGCUCUUCAUGCUGAUGCCCUGUUCAACAACAUGCCAGUAUGUAAAAGCAUGGACUCUGUGACAUCAGCAUUCCCACUGCAGAACGAUGAUGGCUCGAGCACCUGUAGUUUGAAACAGUUAUUUGCAACAGAGCUUAACCAUGUCCAGAUUGCACAAAUACGACCACACCUGUUGGACAAGAUCAGGGAGACUGAAGCAGUUAAUGACUAAACAGAUCAGAUAAUUAACUUAACUGCAGCAUGUGUUUGUUACACUCUACAUGUACUUAAUCCUUAAAUAAGCAAAACAAGAAAACAUUCUUAAUGUUUUAGAACCAAUGUUCACUAAAUAUUUCUGGAUGAACUCAAUGUGAAUUACACAGAAAAUAAAGAAAAUAUUCAUUUUUCCUAAAAAUAGACUGUAAAUGGUGACCAGAUUAAUGGCACUCUUGCCUAGUAACGUUUGAUAGCUAGUUUAUUAAGAUACAGGGUAGCUCUACAGCAAUUGCUUCCUAUCUUUAUAAGUAUGUUGUAUAUGGGUAAAAGAUUUAUUAUGCAGUGAAAGAGUUUGAUAAAUGAUUGUUAGAGGUUCAAUGGUAGCAUGGAAGUGUUGCCAACUGUUAAGGAAUGUCUAUUUGAGUUUCUGCUUUCUAUUGGGUACAUCCAAAUACAUCAUACCAGUUAUGUUGUAAUUCUUCCAUGUGUGUACAUUAUAUGAUUGAAACAAAAUUAAUUGUAAAAAAAAAACAAAAAACAUAUACAUUGUAUUUUGUUGUCUGAUGUGUUAUUUUGUACAAUUCUAAUGAUAAAGAAUUCUGUGUUCAUUUACAACUUGGCUGAACAAACAUCAUGUCUCCACUUUAUUGAGAAGUGCCAUACUUUAACAAGACAAACAGUUUUAAAACUUUCUUAUUCAUGUUCCUCUGAUGUUUAAUCAGGGUAGUGGAUAUAAAGUUUUUUUUGAAAUUUUAUUUAAGAAUAAUUUGUUCAUAUUAUGUGAUUAAUUUAUGUAUUUAUUUAAUGAUGGCAGUAUCACUUUCACAUUAUGAUACAUCUUCUGAAGAGAUUCAUCGUGGUUUGAAGAUUUACGAGAUUGUUGAUUUUUACAAUAAAUGAUGUAGAAGCUAAAA